Messenger RNA from Meloidogyne enterolobii, 225 nucleotides. NCBI's taxonomy places the organism in Eukaryota, Metazoa, Nematoda, Chromadorea, Rhabditida, Meloidogynidae. The record is from the annotation of a GenBank genome assembly.
AUGGCUAGUGUUGAUCUUAUAGUCCGCCCUACAAAUUUAAAUCUUUUCAAAGGUUCUGUAAUGCAUUACGGGCCCUAUGGUUUUGCUUCAGACCAAUACAAACCAACAAUUUCGACCUUAGAUAUUAAUUGGCAAUCAACAAUAGGCCAAAGAAUUGGGCCCAGUUUUUUGGACAUUUUAUUCAAUUCAAUUCAAUUCAAUUCAAUUUAUACGCAUAAAACGUGA